UGGCAAAGAAAUACAGACACAAUAACACUCGGGAGGAUGAUACUAAAAAUAUCCUAACAAAAGCAUAAGAGGACAUCAGUGUGUCUAGUUCCUUAGUUUAUACCACAAAUACGUAGAGUCGUGGCGAGGGGACUCCGCUUGCGUGCUUUGAACUCAAACACACGUUUUCAAAACAACGCAGAAGUCCAAUUGUUUCAGUUUUUAAAAAUCCGCCAUAAAACGAACAAACCAGCCAGUCUUGAAUUUGAAAACAUUCGCAUUCGAUAUUUGAAUUCUCCCACUGCCGCACACUUGGAACGCUCAAUCGGAUUAGAAGUACCGGCCGGCUAGCCUUUCCGUGUAAAUAAAUAAAAAUGUAGUGUUUUCUGUGUGGGAUUACCAAUCGGUGCUAUUGUUUUCAUUGAGGAUUUUGUUGGUGACUUACGAUGCUGCUUUGGCUUAUACUAUGUCUCUCUAUAAUUAUCUGUAUAGUACAAGGAGUACAGUUCCCAUCAAAUGCAAUGUCAGAAGUAUUAUCCGAAGAAAAAUCCAUACCUACUAGAGAUGGUAACAAUUCCGACAUUGAUGAUGGCAGUCGAGAGCUAGAUAUAGACGUUGUUGAUGAAAUAAGAGAGAAAAAGUUUUUGGACGAUGCUAUGAAGGCAGUUCUUGACCCUAAUUCGAUAAUAUCGCACAGUAACUAUGAUAUUGUUAGCAGUUUCAAGAAUCAGUUAAAGACGUUGGAUAAUGCUAAUAUCUCAUUAAAUGCCUUUAUGGAUGAAAUGGAUCAAUUGAGCUUAGAAGUUUGUAAAACUUCACAAGCUGCUCUUUGGGAAUACCUUACAAAUAUUAAUAGUGAGAUAAAGAAGAACAAAAUGAUUCAAAUAGCUGCUGAAGAAGAUGAAAUUAAGAAACAUUAUUGGAACACAUUGAAAAAAAGAUAUGUAUCACAUGAACUAUCCUUAAAUGACCCCACUAUACAGAGGAAAAUUAGAAUUAUUAAAGAAAGGGCAAUCAAUGUGCAGAUGCCCCAAAGUAAACUAAGAGAAGAGAUAGAAACAAUGCAGAGAAUUUGGAGCAGAGUGACAGUGUGUGCCUACAACAGCACUUGCAGUCUUGAAGACUCGGCUCGUUCUAUGAGUGACCCGUAUAUCUCUUUUGCAGACGUUAUCAAAAUAUUCAAAACAAGCGAUGAUACCGAUGAACUGGUUUACUACUGGAAAGCCUUCAGAGAUGUAACUGGAAAGAAAAUCAGACCAAUAUUCAAAGAGUAUGUUGCACGAAUGAACAGCGUAGCCAUUUAUGAAAAUUUUACAGAUGCAGCAGAUAUGUGGCAAUACGCUUUUCAAGACGAUAAUUUUGUUAAGAACGUUGAUAGGAUAUGGUCGGAAAUAAAGCCCUUGUAUGAUACACUACAUCGGUAUGUGAGAGGCAAACUUGCAACGCAUUAUAAAAAUGAUAUGUCCAAUGGAGAAAGGAAUAUUCCUGCUCAUAUUUUAGGUAACCUUUGGGCACAAGACUGGCAAGCGAUCUAUCCAAAAGUAGUUGCAUAUCCCGGUUUUCCUCGGCCACAGAUACAGGACCAUGAAACAAUAACCUCAAAAAAUCUUUUUGAUGCAAUUGAUGAGUUCCACACCUCUCUAGGAUUCGAAAGCGCUAAAGAUUCGUUUGAAGACAUUCAAGAGAUAACGAGUACUGCUAAUUGCUUGCCUUCUAGCCAUGACAUGUGUGAUGGAGUGCAUUACAAGAUUAAGUGGUGCGGCGGUGGUGUGUCGGACGUGGUGACGGAGCUCUCUCGCGCGGCGAGGCUGCUCGGACACGUGCAGUACUUCAAGCAUUACCGGAACCAGCCCCCCUUGUACCGAGAUGGGCCUAUUCCAGGGUUCCACGAUGCAAUAUCAGACAUAGUAGCAGUCCAGCUGACGACUCCAGAACACCUUCAAACGCUGAACUUCGUCACAACAGACGCUUCACCAGAAGCUACCAUGAACCACCUUCUCUGGCAGGCUUUGGAGAAGUUGCCUCUGAUGGGGUUCGCGUAUGUUCUCGACAGAUGGCGUUGGGACGUGUUUGGCAAUUCUUCUUUGAAGGAUUGGAACGCUCAUUGGUGGGAGCUAAGAAUGAAAGAGACACGCAUAUCAGCGCCCGUCCCACGGGAUGAGAAUGACUUGGAUGCUGCCUCUAAGUACCACGUCGUCUCUCACGUCCAGUACAUCACAUACUUGGUGUCCCACGUGCUGGAGUUCCAGAUCCUGCUGUCACUGUGCCGGCAGAGAAACCACUCCGGGCCUCUGCACGAGUGCUCUUUGCGUGGCGACAGGGAAGCGGGGAGGAAACUCAGUGAAGGCAUGGCACUGGGCGCUAGUGAAAACUGGAGAUCCGUUCUGAAAUCUAUCACGGGACAAACAGAGCUGUCAACAGAAGGAAUCCUUGAAUACUUCGAUCCACUACAAAAGUUCCUGAACGAAGAAAACUUGAAGAUGCCAGUGGAUAAAUAUGACUUCAGCAAAAUAGCAUCAAUUGUUGUCGGCAUAGGAAUUGUGGUGUUGACUGUAUCUGUAGUUAUAAUUUAUUGUGUUAGGAAAUACAAUAUGUGUUUGGGAACGUUUGCAGCGUGUGGGAUCGGAAGGAAUGGAUCGCUUGAUAUCGCUACUCAUGAUAUGCCACAAAAUAAAAAAGAAGACUUAGAUUCAACACGAGUCUGUGAGGAUAAGGUUUGAACGCUAAUAGAAAUGCUGUUUUUGUGAAUGUUGAGGAUUUUGUUGUUGUACAAUAUAUUGUUGAAGAUUCAAUAAAAUUAUAAAUAAGUACCGAUACUGCUUCGUAAGAUUCGUAUUAGCGUUAAAGUUUUGUAUAGUA
Plutella xylostella (diamondback moth) is the source of this 2838-nucleotide messenger RNA. The record is from RefSeq and is a predicted model, not a curated record. NCBI's taxonomy places the organism in Eukaryota, Metazoa, Arthropoda, Insecta, Lepidoptera, Plutellidae.